AUGUCCAGUAAUAGACUUCAGUCGAAUGAUCGGAAGUUUGUCAUGGUUGUUCCUGAACAAUUCAUUGAUUCAAAGAAUGAUAUCCCAUCUCAGCAUCAAUACUCACAACAACAUCACAAUAUCCAUCAUGAACAGCAACAUCAACGGCAACAGCAACAACAAUUAAAGAUUCAUCAAGAGAUGGUACAUCUUCAACAACAACAACAACAGCAAUUGGAUGCCAAUAAUGUAUAUUUACAAAGGUUUAAUCAUCAUGAACCACUAGAUAGCAAUCCAAUAAUACCCAUACCAACAACAACAGCAACAACAUCUGCCAUGACAAAUACAACUAAUUCAAAUUAUGAUACAGGAUUAACACAAUUUGAUUUAAAAUCCAAAGAUUCUAAAUAUAAACGAUGGACUCCAAGAAUGGAUCAAUAUUUAAUUAAAUUAUUAAGUGAUGUAGCACAUUCAUAUCCUAGAGGAGUAGCGGCAGAAAUGAAUAAAAAAGCAUGGUUAUAUGUUUGUAAACAAUUAAGAUUAGCAAAUCCAGAAACUGUUUAUUCAACAUAUUCAAAAUAUUCAAUUCAACAGCAUUUAAUUAAUGUAAUUCAUCAUCGUUAUAAAAUUUGGUAUAAAUUAAUGGUUCAUAGCAAAUCUAUUGCUUCUGGUUAUUCAUAUAAAUGGAAUCCUGAACUUGGGAAAUUUCAAAUUAUUGAUUUAAAUACAAAAACAUUUAUAUUAGAUGUACGACAAGUUAAACUGAUUUUAUACAGUGAUUCAUUAAAUUUACCAAAUUUAUCAAAUUUAAAUAAAGGUAAUUUAAUUACAAAUGAUUUUUUUUUAAGUGAUAAUCUUAGAUAUAUUUCAGUUUAUCAUAAUGAAAUUUUACCAUUGGCUAUUAAAUUAGAUGAAAAAUUUCUUGAAGGAUUUGAAGAUGGAAAUAUUUAUAGACAAGUUCCAAAAUUUAAUAAUUAUCCAGAAUCUAAAAAUGCUUAUCUAAAACCAUUAUCUCAAGUUAAAAAAAAUCCAGGAAUUUCAAAAAAACGUAAAGAAUCAACAAGGAAAAGAAAUCAAUUUAAUAGCAUUGAUAAUGAUAAUGAUAAUAAUGAUAACCACCAACAUCAUGAUCAUCAUGAUGUUGAUGAUGUUGGUAAUCAAAAUGAUGAACAACAAGAUAGACACGUUGUAUUCAAUCAAGAUGUUUUACCUUUAGAAGAAUCAGUAGAUCCAGAUUUGAAACGUGCUAGAUUAGAAUAUCAAAAUCCAUCUACUUCUACUAUUCGAAAUCAACUCCCCAUUCAACAACAACAACAACAACAACAGUCAUCCCUACCACCACAGCGACAGCCACCCAUACCACAGCAACAACAAACAUCAAAUCAACUUCAACAACUUCAACAGCAGCAGCAACAACAACAACAACAGACUCAUGUACAAACACCACAAAGACCAGCUAUGCAGAUGAAUAUAGAUAUUGAAAGUGCAUUAACUUCUGCAACAAUUGCAGCAAUGAAUGCGCCGCCUAUUAGAAGUUCAAAAGAUACAUCACCAUUUUAUAUAAAAGAUGCGAAAUGGUUCAAUAAAUUAAUUGAAUUAUUUGAUAAUGGUCAUAUCCGAGCAGAUGAAGUAUUAAGUAUCUGUGAAGGUGUAAGAGAUAAUAAGAUACCUUUAUUUAUGUUGAAUGUUUUAGAUCAUAGCUAUUAUCCAACAAGAACAAAUGAUGGAACUACAACAACUGCACAUCAUCGUGACAUCCCCGAUGACGAAACUACUAAAAGAAUUAGAGAAUUUAUGUUGCCAAUGGUAUAUAAUAGUUAG
Candida tropicalis MYA-3404 is the source of this 1800-nucleotide messenger RNA. RefSeq lists its product as uncharacterized. The record is from RefSeq and is a predicted model, not a curated record. The transcript has a single exon. Bases 1 to 1800 code for a protein of 599 amino acids. Lineage: Eukaryota; Fungi; Ascomycota; Pichiomycetes; Serinales; Debaryomycetaceae.